Messenger RNA from Athene cunicularia (burrowing owl), 4237 nucleotides. RefSeq names its product lysophospholipase I (gene LYPLA1). Gene Ontology annotation, molecular function: palmitoyl-(protein) hydrolase activity; carboxylic ester hydrolase activity. The record is from RefSeq and is a predicted model, not a curated record. Lineage: Eukaryota; Metazoa; Chordata; Aves; Strigiformes; Strigidae. The coding region runs from base 196 to 714 and encodes 172 amino acids. Gene Ontology annotation, cellular component: cytoplasm. Gene Ontology annotation, biological process: protein depalmitoylation. The transcript has 8 exons.
CGACUGUAGCACGGGGUGGGGGGGUAGGUGCGUUAAUUGUUUAGUGAUCUUACACCACUACGUUGUGGUUUUGUUUUUUUCCCCCUUUAGGUCAUUUUUCUUCACGGAUUGGGAGAUACUGGGCAUGGAUGGUCAGAAGCACUUGCUGGUAUCAAAAGCCCCCAUGUAAAAUACAUUUGCCCACAUGCGCCAGUUAUGCCGGUUUCUUUGAACAUGAACAUGGCUAUGCCAUCAUGGUUUGAUAUCAUUGGACUUUCUCCAGAUUCACAGGAAGAUGAAGUUGGGAUCAAGCAGGCAGCAGAGAACGUUAAAGCACUGAUAGAUCAAGAAGUAAAAAAUGGAAUUCCUUCUAAUCGAAUUAUUCUAGGAGGCUUUUCUCAGGGAGGUGCUUUAUCAUUGUAUACAGCUCUUACAACACAACAAAAAUUAGCAGGUGUUGUAGCCCUUAGCUGUUGGCUUCCUCUACGGGCUUCUUUUCCUCAGGGCCCUAUCAGUGGUGUUAACAAGGAGAUUGCUGUUCUUCAGUGCCAUGGGGACUGUGACCCAUUGGUUCCUUUAAUGUUUGGUUCUCUGACUGUUGAGAAGCUAAAGAGUAUGCUAAAUCCAGCCAACAUAACCUUCAGGACUUACUCUGGCAUGAUGCAUAGCUCAUGUAUUGAGGAGAUGAUGGAUGUAAAACAGUUCAUAGACAAACAUCUACCUCCCGUAGACUGAAAUGAUAUGAGGAGCCUUCUAUAUAAAUACACCAGCAUCAACUGUGGUAGAGUGUUAAUCUUUUCACAUGCCUGAUAGGAAGCAUUACUUCUGUACCUGCGGUGUACUACUGUGUUGCAAAUUUAUAUUUAGAAUGAGGAUUAAAUAAUACACAUGUACAUGAAAUGAUAAUCUUGUUAGUAUUAAUCAUCCACUGGUGGGGCUAUAUGAAUGUGGCAGCUAGGUGACAAUGACAGAAUGUAACCGAAGCAUACUAUUUUAAGAUAUCUGAUUUUUUUUUUUUUUUAUUUCAGAAUUUCAAACUAUUUGUACAAGUAAAUAAAAACUAAAUUUAAAUGAGCAACAUAAAUAUGAUUAGUUAUACUUGAGACAUGAUUUGUUGUUAAUGCGCAUUGAAAGAAUAUUAAAACGUUUCCUUUAUGUAAUGGAUGCAUAAAGUACACAACAUGUAACAUAGUGGGCAUAUGAUGGUAGAAUAAAUGCUACAAAGGACGAAGCUUUAAAUAUUAAAUGUUAAUUGUUGUUCCCGAUGAGGAGGGUUGUUUUCCUAUAAUGACUAGAAGUCACUGAAGGUAUUUCUUAUAUUUAAACCACCUCGAUUUUUAACUUUUCAUAUAGGUAGAUAUUGUUGAAAUUAUAAAGGGACUCAUUCCUUGUUAGACAGUCAUUUGUCACUUACUGUCUUUUUUUUUAGUGUAAACUCAUAUCAAAUGCUGACUUGGAACAGAACUCUGAAGAAGUGUAUAGGAUUAAUUUGAGCUUCAUUUAAAAAUUCCUGCUUUUGUACUGAAUGUCCAUCUUGUGUUUUAGUCUUUGUAGCUUUCAUUUGUGUAGAAAUGUUGAUAAAUUUCACAUGAGCAAUUCCAGCAUAUAGCUUUGACUUUUCUGUCUGCUUUGGAGUAACUGAAAACAAUGCAGCUGUGUAGUUCUGUGUAUUGUUGAUAUCUUAUCUGUAACACAGACAUUGUCUAAUUUGAUUUCUUUUUUAAUAGAAAUUUGAGUGCAAUUGGAAUCUAAUUUUAAAUUGAUAUCUUCUAACGCUUAUUGUAUGUUGAGCCUCGAGUUUUUUCUGAAAAAGAAGAAAGAAUUUCAUUUUCAAAUGUAUCAUUCUACAUUUCCCUAGAUCAGUGUAGCCUAGGAAUAUGAAGAUCCACUACGGGGGGAAAAAAAAAUCUACAAUAUACAGAAUGUCUCUUCUUUCAGAAUUAAUUAAAAUUCUAGAAUGCACUGGGUUACAGAAAUUGAUGCACACUCAAGAACUUUUUGCAGUUAAGAGCCAUAAUUUAUUUCUGCAAACAGCUGUUCUUCUGUAGAGUUCAGAGGCUGUCACCACACUAGGAAUGUUUAAAAAAUACACUACAGUUUUUACUAUAUAAUAUGCUGCAAACAAUGUUCUAUGCUGUAAUAUCUUUGCAAGCAAUGAAUAUUCCUAUUUUGGAUGCAUAUGCUGUGUCAGCACUGUGCUUUAUGCCUGCAUUAGGGUACUUUCUCCUAUCCCAUCUUAAUCAAAUGGUUGUCUUAACUGAGGCAUCUGCCAGUACAAAUGUAUAAAUCGGAAAUUAUGGCUUUAUAUCCCUUCUUUAACACAACUGCUGCCAGAAGUCUGACUUGUUAACCUAGUGUGAGUUCUCAGUUUUCAGUGCUUUUUUGCAUUUGCACUUCAUUUUUAGGAAGCUGUUUUUCUUUUCUAAUGCAGUUCCUCUGGAUUAUUGAACUUCUCUUAAUAUGUAAAAUUGAAAAGGAGUUUUUUUCCUAGAUGGUGUUGAAACACUCUUAGAUAAUUCCAUCUGUGUGGUUGAGAGGGCAUGUCUGUUAACUUUGAAGUUUAAUUAUUCUUUUCCCUCAGUCACUCUGUUCUAUAGAUCUGCCAAUUUGUCUUUCAGUUAAUCUAGUGCACAGAAGAAACCAUAAUAUUCUUAUUGUAGUUGUGCCAAAGUUCUAUUGAGGAAAAAAAUGUGUCCUACCUUGGAGUCAUUCCCAAAUUGCAUUAGCUAGUUUUGCAGUGCUGCUGAAUUGCAAACUUGGUAAGCAAGCUACAUGUUAUUUCUCCUAGUUUUUAGAUUUAUCCUCAUUCCCCUAUUGUCUAAAUAAUUCCCUGAAUAUUGGCAUGUUUCCAAAGUUCUUGCACAAGCUUGUAAUUUUUCCUUUAUUAUUUUCUUGUUCUGUUUGUAAAUUGUUUGAUAAUACUGUUCAGCUGUCAUGUUCAACUUCUAAUUGACUGUGUACUCAUUUCGCAUUUUCUUUCUUCUGUUAGAAUGAGUUUGAAAAUAUUUCUUAAGAUGUUAAAAUGAGAUUAGUCCUAGCUUUAUUCUGUUAGCUUCAUAACACUUUCUUCAAUAUGGUGAACUGUGUUCAGAGCUUGUGGUGAUUUUCUAGUACUUACACAUUUUAACCCAAGUCAGCUUCAACUGUUGUCCUGGUGCUUUCAUAUGUUUUUCCAGAAAUGCUUUAUGUACUAACUUUGUUCAAAUAUUCAGCUAUCAUAACAGGAUUUUUUUCAUACUGAUGUUUUGCUGCUUGCUUUACCUGCAAAGAGCUGUGUUACCAAAGUAUAUGUUAGCAAAUGUGACUUACUCUGAACUUCUGUAUUGUUGGAAGAAUUUCCCUCAGGUCUUUUUUUGCAGGAGUGUAUGUAUGUUGUAGCUGGGGGUUGUUAAACAGCCCAGAAGCUAGACAAAACUUCAAGGCUGUAUCCUGUCUCCUCCCAUACUACAGUGUACAUCUUGAGCUCCUGUCUUUUGUAACUUCUCAGCUGAUUGGAGGGCUGUCUGUAUGAUCUUUUAGCUGAAUGUCCUCACUACCUGCAGUGAUGUGAUGCUGGGAUCGUUUCCAUAAUUGCAUGUAUUUUCAGACUGAACAAUAGUUCAGUCUGGUGUGGGGAUUUUCAUAAUACUCUAUUACAAUGGAGAAGUUGGGCUGUCAGUGUUCUAAAAGUGAAUGUCCUAUCCUCAUAAACUGCAAUUUGAAACUGUUCAGUAAUUAAGUUUAUCUUUUGUACUGUUAGACUUUCUCCAAAAGGGGAUGAGGUCUGUGAAACCUGCGAAAGCAUUGAUAUGAAAAUAUCUUGCUUGCAGAUCAGUUAGUUUUGAUGGGUAUUUAACUCCCUAAUGUGGUUUUAAUUUCAAAAUGGCACUUAAAUUUGACUGCAGUUUUGUGCAGCCAGAAGUCUGACUUCUUGUUGGAAUAUGUUGCCCACUACUUAAUAAACAUGUUGAAUUAUUUAUCAUAAGCUGAAUUUUCCAGCUUUUCCUAAAGUAAUCCUGUACUGGAGUCUAUUGUGGUGAGGGCUGUAUGAUUUGGUCUCUUCCUCCUAUCUUGUAUAAUUACAACACAGUAGGUUGGUAAAAGUACUGUACACUGUAACUGGUAUUAGAACUGUUAAUUAAAACAUGUUCUCGCUAAUGGACUAUACAGCAAUUCACUGAAAUAAUUAGGAUGCAUCUUUUCUGUAGAGGUGCUAUUUGUGUUGAUGGGUAUGACUGAGAACAAAUUGUAAGAUGUUAAUGAAGCCAUAUGUACAAGG